AUGGAACUACUUGUCAAUCUACCCAUAUUAAAAACCGUUGCUUACCAAGUUGAUGUUAUUGGACAAUUUGAAACCUUCAAUUGCCAUCUAAAGCAGAUAGUCGCUGAGCUACUUCCCACCACAGCUUCUACGAUCCUGAUUGAAUUGAACGCUCCAGCGCAACUGAACGUUGCUAAAUUGACGCCAGCAUUGAUUGCCGAAGUGACAGCGGCGUUUGUGAAUGAGAUCGGUGGCUUUAUUUAUGAAGCGGAUACCAUCGAAAACGUUCGUAGGGUCCAGCAAAUAAUUAAGAAAUUAUACCAACUGGUGGACUAUUUGGACCCAGUCGUCACUGCUACGAUAGUAAGGGAUAUCUUCCCUCACACCAAUUCCUACGGCGAGGAUCUCCGGGACAUUAUUGACAGUUUAAAGAGUGACAUGAUUACGACUAAUCGAUUACCUGAAAUCACCCGAGGUCUAGUUCGAGGCUUGUUGAUGUUACUUUUGAAUCUUCUUCCAACGUUAAUUUUCACUAACAACGAUGACAUUGCCGCUUGGAAAUCUCAACAUUUGAGUGAUCUUCUCGAUCCGCCUAUGGGCCCCCAACCCUCUGCAUCUACUCAAGCCUACAGUGGCUACAUUGCAACGGAGUGGCAGCACUACAAGCUGAAUUCAAAGUCCAGGUUGGAGUCGCCCGACUUUCUCAAGGAAAUUUCAAAGAUGUCAAGCACGGCUUCGACAGAUACAAAUUUGCAAGGAACUUCGGCACACACCGAUAAAGUCCAAACAACUAGCAAUAGCCAUCUGCAAAUUAUUUCCGAUCACAUUACUCACGGCAUCGCGGCAUUUACAAAGACCUUCGCAGGCUACACAAGGGUGCACCCUGAUAAAUUUCCACCGAUGAUCUUGAACACGUCAGCGGCAAUGUUAAGGUAUAACUUUGAGAAGCUAUUGCAGCUACCCCUUGAAGAUCCUGGGGCUCUAAAGGAAGAGAUGAUAGUAGUGGUUACAUUGGUCUUAGGAGCUGUAUCGACAAAAGCCUCUCUCACAGUACCUGACUGGGAUCGAAUGUACCUCUUCACCAUGACGAUGUUUGCGGUUUUAUCAACUUUGGGUAAAAUCAUUUUUGAAGUGAUUAAGUCUAAGGGUCCCGUGGCCUUCGUGGCCUCCGACGACAUACCAGCCAUUGUGAUAUCACGGCUGGUGAUUAGCAAGUUCAAAAAGAAGGAGCCAUACAUGGCGGACGUUCCGUGGGGCCAGAUCCAGGUGGAGGGGACAGGGAUACUCAAGGUGGUAGAUAUUGGCGGGAAGUCUUUUGGAAUCAAAGCUCUUUACUCUCCCAAAAGUGCAGGGAAUCCAUGUCUCAUUCAUGACCUGCUGAAUAGAGUACAUGAGGUGCGGAUGCUGGAGGCAAUCCCCGCAAUUGUACCAUCAAGUGAUCUCCAAAAGAACGCUAAGCUUCUUCAUAAUGAAGAUGACCCGUACGACGUUAGGAAGCACGGAGAGGGGAAUGUUUACACAAUGCGAGCUAGGGGUGAUGUUUACAUUCCAUUGAGACAACUGCCCAAAGUCGCUUCGCUCAUCGAAGGAUGGACUUGGACAGAGACUGGAAUAGUAAAGUGUGUUUCUGAUACAAGAGAACAAAGAUGGGGCACUGUUUAUGUUGACGCGAAUUCGAUGCCUGAAUCCUAUCGGAAAUAUCAUUUGAAUAACUCCAUAAGGUAUCUGAGCUAG
Molecule: messenger RNA, 1713 nt
Organism: Diutina rugosa
Lineage: Eukaryota; Fungi; Ascomycota; Pichiomycetes; Serinales; Debaryomycetaceae
Exons: 1
Coding region: 1-1713 (570 amino acids)
Source: RefSeq, a predicted model, not a curated record